Messenger RNA from Aspergillus nomiae NRRL 13137, 1509 nucleotides. RefSeq lists its product as uncharacterized. The transcript has a single exon. The record is from RefSeq and is a predicted model, not a curated record. Bases 1 to 1509 code for a protein of 502 amino acids. NCBI's taxonomy places the organism in Eukaryota, Fungi, Ascomycota, Eurotiomycetes, Eurotiales, Aspergillaceae.
AUGCACUGUCUGAUAUUGCCUUUGGAGGUUUUCGAGACCAUCCUGACAUGUCUGGAUCUUGACUCAGUCAAAGCACUUCGUCUAACAAACCGAAGACUGGCAGGGAUGUGCAUCGGGCCUCGGUUUUUAGCUUCCAUUCAACAACCAAUUCUGGACGUAUCGUCACAGAAUCUUCGUUCUCUUCAUGCUUUGGCUUCUAAUCCUUCUCUCAGCAAGAGGAUCCACUCUUUGACCUUCAUAGCAACAAGCUUGGACUCUUCGGAGUUAGAGAAGAAUGUGAAGGCUGGACAAUAUACUACGCGGGAAUUCGACGGGCCCUUUAUUAUAUCUUCUCAGGUCGAGUAUUCCCCCGAAGAACUGUCAAAGGCCAUCUCCGACCUAAGCUGGUUGAGGGAGCGGCAAGAAGAAAGAGCCAAUGAGUCGUCAAGUGAGAUGAUUCAGCUUCUUGAACUCGCGUUCAAGGGGUUUAACAAGUUGGAUUCGAUACACCUAGAUGGUGCGUUCAUCGUCGGACGUACGAACAGGGAAUCAGCUCAUCAUGGGGAGUGGCACCCGCUAUGGAUGCGAGCUUCGCAAAUACUGUCUAUGGUUUUGACGGCGAUAGUUCAGAGCGGCAUUUCAGUGAAGAAACUCGAUGUAUAUCGCGAUACUCCCAGAUGCUGCAUUCCAUCCGGUCAUAUCACCACCUAUGCAUCCCGGUUCAGCCCAGGCCAGCUAGAGAUACUAGGCAAGGGCUUGGAAUCUCUAAAGCUUAGUAUGUCUGGGGAGAUACAGGACACUUUUGAAAUCUCCGAAUCAGAUGACAUGGGAGGCUGGAGGGGACUUCUAUCGCGCGAAGAUGCUCGUGCAGUGCUAGCCGGUGGGACACCAGGAAUUGCAUCCCUGCUCAAACCUGCCUCAGCUCUUCGUGAGUUGGAUCUAUCUUUCCGUCAUACCCUAAUAGACGGGACACUAGAAAGCUACGACCGGAUCAUUGAAAGUAUUGCCCAAGAGACACAGUUCCCCAGGCUUGAGAAAUGUGCACUUUCGGGAUUCAAGGCAAGAGGGGAGUCAAUUCUGCUAUUUAUCCAGAGGCAUGCCAAUCUACAGUCUCUCACGCUGCAUGAGUGUACUUUGACCACUGGUUCAUGGACACCGAUCAUGUCGCAUCUAGACCAAUCCAUGCCAAAGCUAGAGCUCCUCAGCCUCUCAAACCUGUAUGGAAAGCAUGUGAACUAUGCACCAAGGGUUGGUCACCUUGAUUCGAAUGCCAGAUCUCAAGGAGAGCAGGGUGAGCAGGAAGUCGAUGGAAUUGUGAACCUUCAUCCAGUCUGGGACACCGAUCAACAAUCACGUUGGAGGUGCCUGGCGAAGGCUGGAGGGAAAUGCGUGCACACCAGGAGCUUCACCCGUGAAGAAUUGAAGAAAGGGCUUGUAUUUCGGCCGCUAAGGCCUGGGGGUCGGUUUAAAGGCUCUUUUGAGCAUAUGCAGUGGGGAAAGGCUCGGAGGGCGCUUUAUGGACCUCCAUAG